Molecule: messenger RNA, 1919 nt
Organism: Ectocarpus siliculosus
Lineage: Eukaryota; Phaeophyceae; Ectocarpales; Ectocarpaceae
Source: the annotation of a GenBank genome assembly
AUGGGAUAUUCCGAUUUUCGCCGCAGGGCGCCGAGCGCCCAGCGUGGUCACACUCACCCGCACCUGGCGAUACAAGGAGCGUCAGGCUCUUUCUUCCUGGGGCUUCACCGUCACUCUGCAUGCACAGUCUACGCCCAGCGAAAGGGGGACCGAGGAGACUCCGCCAAACCAAGUGAGCGGCGAGUUGUAGGCGAACCAGAUUUCGACGAUCCGGCGAGCAAUCCUCACACCAUGACCUCCUUUUUCUUCCGUUUUGGUUGGCUUACCGCCAUCCCGAUAACUGUGGCUGUGGGAGCGCUUUUGUUCGCGGGCGCUGCAGAUGCGCUAACGCAAAGCUCAGCAUGCGAACGAAAUGUCUAUUCCUCGCCCGGAGACUGCGAUACAGCGAUCAACACCCCGGACUGUAACUACUCGGAUGGAGAUUGCUGCUGGUGUACUUGCACCGUCGGAAACUGCGUGGAAGAGGGGUACGAUACCCAUUGCAUCGACCCUGGAGCAUGGUGUAGCCCGCUAGCUGCCACGCCUGCGCCGAUUUCCCCAACGCCUGGGCCCGUGAGUCCAACGCCUGAGCCAACGCCUGGGCCCGUGAGUCCAACGCCUGAGCCAACGCCUGGGCCCGUAAGCCCAGCUACAACGUGCAGAACGGCGGAUUAUAACACCGGCAUCUGCACUGAAGCCAACAACAACGCCGACUGCACCUUCGAUGACGGUGACUGUUGUUGGUGCGACUGCGAUCACGAGAACUGCCCUCCCCCGGGCGAUGAGGACUACGACUGCGUCAACCCAGACUCGUCCUGUUAUGGGGACGACCCUGACGCAACUACGCCCGCACCUGUGACAGACCUCACACCUGGACCUACCCCUGCAGACAGCACGAUUACCUCCGCACCCACGGCAGCCCCGACACCUGAACCUACCCUUGUAGACGGCGCCGCAGCGCCUGUGUCGGAGACACCAUCUCCGACCCCGUCCUUGUCCUUAUGCGACGAUCUACGAAUCGGAGAUGGCUUGUGUGACGAUGACAACAACAACGAGGACUGCCUGUGGGACGGCGGAGACUGCUGUGAAUGCACAUGCGACACCACUUCGAUCUACAGAUGCGGUGCAAACGACUACGACUGUCUGGAUCCUUCGGGCACCACCUGUGAAGAAGAGGAGACCACUACGACUGCUUCCUCUUCGUCGCUUUUCAACGCCAACGCCUUCCUCGGUUUGGGCAUCAGCUGCGCGAUGAUGCUGGUCUCCACAGUCGCGACUUCCUAAGUAGUUGAUUUUCAAAGCGGUUUUAGGUUUUUCACCCCCUUCGAUCCCGUGAGAUCUAUUGGAUAUAUGUUUUAUCUUCUUCAUCUCCUACCGAGCUUGGGGGAGGAUACACCAAGUUCCAAUCCUGCUGCCGGCAUAUCCUUCCCUACCGCCACGAUUUCCGGCUUCUUCUUCAGCUUCUGGUGACGGGUAUCUGUAUGCCACUGUAUGAUCAAAGUUGAAAACAAGGCAACAGACGAAGACGGUGGCAGCGGGUGGCGCGGAGUUAAUAAAGAUGGCAAAUGCACUUCAUCAGGGUUUGGGACCACAACAUAUUAAACACAUGGGUCUACCUUAGCAACGAGACACACCCACACGCGGCGGUGGCGGCGGCGGCGGCGAUAUCGGCUCAUCUCCGUUCUGUUGCUUCAGGAAGUCACCGCCCGAUGCGCCGAAGUCCGGAGAAAUGGAUCGGGCCUGUUUCGCCCCAGGCUCUCCCCCAGAAGCAGUGGCACCACCUCCCGCACCAGCAUCAUCGUGCGCACAUCCAGCUCCUCCUUGUUGCGACUGGCCCCCUCUACGAUACCCUUGGCCUUCAGCACGGCUACGCAGAGAGCCACGACUGGCGCGGCUGCAUCGAUCUCGGUUAUUCCCGUCGCAAUCGACUCUACUACGGU